Hypoxylon trugodes is the source of this 1117-nucleotide messenger RNA. RefSeq names its product S-adenosyl-L-methionine-dependent methyltransferase. The transcript is spliced from 2 exons. Bases 160 to 1002 code for a protein of 280 amino acids. Gene Ontology annotation, cellular component: nucleolus. Gene Ontology annotation, biological process: rRNA (guanine-N7)-methylation. Gene Ontology annotation, molecular function: rRNA (guanine) methyltransferase activity. NCBI's taxonomy places the organism in Eukaryota, Fungi, Ascomycota, Sordariomycetes, Xylariales, Hypoxylaceae. The record is from RefSeq and is a predicted model, not a curated record.
GAAAAGUUCAAGCCGGUCGCAUCACAAGGAAUUGACAAAAUACCUAUACCUACAGCAAUUGAACAAGCACAAGUCAAUCAAAUUUCUUGAUUUUUCUCCGAUGAACCUAUUUACAUGAUACCUUAAGAUCUACGGCAAAGUCAACGCAAAAACAGCAAAAUGUCGCGGCCAGAGGACACACUGUCCGCCGACGUCCACUAUAAUGACUCCGAAGCGCGCAAAUACACCACAUCCUCUCGUAUACAAAAUAUCCAAGCUUCUAUGACACACCGCGCCCUCGAACUUCUCGACCUCUCGUCGCCCUCCUUUAUCCUAGAUGUCGGCUGCGGAAGCGGUCUAUCAGGCGAAAUCCUCUCCUCGAUACCAACGGAAGAAGGCGGGCCCCACGUAUGGGUAGGAAUGGACGUAUCUGCUUCCAUGCUAGAUGUUGCGCUACAGAGAGAUGUAGAAGGCGAUUUAUUACUAGCGGAUAUCGGACAAGGGGUACCGUUUCGGGCGGGUACGUUUGAUGCGGCUAUUAGUAUCAGCGCGAUACAAUGGCUGUGUAAUGCGGAGAGUAGUGAUGUAUCGCCCGCGGGCCGCCUGUCGAGGUUUUUCAACGGUUUAUACGCGAGCUUGAAGAGGGGAGGACGCGCGGUUUGUCAAUUCUACCCGAAGAACGACGAGCAAAAGAAGAUGAUCACGGGCGCGGCGGUGAAAGCUGGCUUCGGUGCUGGUCUUCUCGAAGACGAUCCCGAGACGAAGAACGUCAAGGUAUACUUGGUAUUAACAGUCGGUGGUGGUAACCUUGAUGGAAAUGGAGGCGACAUUACAGGGGUAAUAAAAGGCAUGGAUGGUGUCGACGUGAUGGACGCGAGGCGUGGCAACCGAAGCGGCAAGGGCGAGAUCAAGAAGGGAAGUAAAGCAUGGAUCGUUAAGAAGAAGGAGCAAAUGGAACGAAAAGGAAAGGUUGUUAAAGCGACCUCUAAAUAUACGGGCCGCAAGAGACGGAUUGCUUUCUAGAUUCAUGGCGAUACCUUUUGCAUUGCGCGGCGCUAUUGGAGUUCUAGGCUUUGGGGAAUGAUCGAGAUGAUAAAUUCACUUUCUUGAUAUCCAAGUACUGCUCGUGUUGAUAUCC